Messenger RNA from Leptopilina heterotoma, 2104 nucleotides. RefSeq lists its product as uncharacterized. The transcript is spliced from 8 exons. Bases 52 to 1998 code for a protein of 648 amino acids. NCBI's taxonomy places the organism in Eukaryota, Metazoa, Arthropoda, Insecta, Hymenoptera, Figitidae. The record is from RefSeq and is a predicted model, not a curated record.
CAAAAAUUUUUAUUUGUUUAAAAUUAAAAAUUCUAAUAACUUCCUCAAAAUAUGCCAGCAUUUAAAGGACAGGGGAAGACGCGCAUUUCGAAUUCGAAGAAACAAGACGAAUCAGAAGAGAAGAAAUCUUUAAGUCCUCGUCAUAAUCGUAAGCGUACGAGCAUUUUACAUCGCGUACAGUCACAAAAUACAAAUGAAGUAAACGAUAUUAUUUAUGGAUUUCUAGGAAAUUUAGCAGCAGUUCGUAACAAUCAGCGUAACUCAAAAUCAAAGCGAUUUAAAGUUCCAGGAGUGAAAAUUAAAAGACAAGGUCGAGUUCGGAAAAAUACUAAAUCAAAAAGUAACCAAAAAAUAAGAAAACUCUCUUUUGCUCCUUCUGAAUCGCAUUCAAGAUUAACUGAUGACAGUUUCGUGACAGAGACAAGAAAUUCAGAGACAUCAAAAUCAAGCUCGGUUUACAAUGACAACGAUUCGACGGCGAAUGAUUCUGAUUUCGAAGAACCCGCAGAUUCGAAAAAGGGAAUCAAGAAUCUAAUGAGAAGAAAAUCAUUAGUGGAAAUAAUUAAUAAUUACAUUAAAAAUGGCAUAAAAGAAGAUAUGAAAAAGGAGAAACGCUACAUAAAGGAAGCACUUUCUUUUGGAGUAAAUGCAGGUUACCUCAGACCUCUUGAUAACUCGGGUCAUUUACUUGAAGUUUCGUCGGAAUUGCCGGGCAUUAUGUUAAAUGACAUGAAAGAUACUGUAACUGAACGGAGGCGUCGAAAGAAUAUGAGACGAGGCAUUGUAAGUUUCGACGAUUAUAUCAUGAAAUCGUCGAAGAAACGAGCAUCCAAGAAAGAAACUGAAAAACGUCACAAGGAAACAAAUACCAAUGUUUUAAAAAAAAGGUCCAUUUCAAAUGUGAAUCAAUCGACUUCAAAAGUUGAAAACAAAAAAAUUGAAAAAAAACCGCCACCAAAAAAGAGAGCUAAAAUCGCUAGGCAAUCAAGAAAACCGAUGCGAAAUUCAAAAAAAAUGCGAAGACAUCGAAGUCCAACACCAUGGAGAAACUCGAAUUUAUGUGAAAAAGAUGAGGAGUCACCAGUCGAUAAUGGAGAAAAUGAUCAUGGUAAUGGAGAAAAUGAUGAUGAGAAAGAAAAUGACAAUAAAAAUGAUAACGAUUCGAAUAAUUCUACAACAGAUACAAUUGAAAAUAGAAAAUCAGCUACAACGAUUUUUAGAAAAGAUGAUUCAAAAAAGUAUCAUGAGAACCAUAGCGAAAAUGGCAGUAGAGAUAAUUUCUCAACGGAAUUGCAGCAUUCUAACGAAAAACGAAAAGCAUUAUCCAAUGAUGCAGAAAGUAAAUCUAAAAAUUUGGAACGAAAAGGUGAUGCAAAGUCAAAUGCAAAUGAAAAUUUAAAUCGAAAGCAAAGGAAUUUAGGUUCAGAAAGACAUGCAGAGAAAUCACGGAAUGCAGAAUCGAAUCACUCAAUGGAAGAAUGUGACUCCCAAGAUGAAGAUUCUGAUAAUGAAGAAUAUGAAGAUGUUUCCGAAAGCAGCAGCGUUAUCAGCACAGCAUCUAAAAAUGAAUCCCAAUCUGAUUCAAUUGGAAAAAGUGAACAAAACAUUCGAGUUGCUACUGAUGUCGUAGAAAUUGCAGGAAGAAAACGAAAACAUAAAUCUUCAGAUUCUCAAAGUGAAUUAAAAAACGAUAAAGUUCAAGACAGUAAAAGGCAAAAACUUUCCAAGGAUCGCAAAAGAAGAAGUCAGAAGAGAAGUGGAAACAGUAGAAAUUCCAACAAUAUAGACUCAGAGGAAAUUGAAGACGGUAAAUAUGAAAACAAAAACGACAAUAAGGAUAAUAAAAAAAGUACACAGAAGAAGAGAAAAAUUGAUGAAAUGGAUAAAAAAACUUCGAGCCACACUUGUUCAGUAGCAUCCAGUAACGAACAAAAAGAAACACCGAAAGAGAAUCUCAUUGACUACGAAUCUUCAGAUGAUGACGAUUCAAAAAACUGAAUUUCAUUUAAAAUUAUAUCUUCGAAAAUUUUCCAUUACUUUUCUAAAUUUAUUGUUCGUUUAUCGUUAUUGUUUCAAAAUUAAAAAUAUUUCAAUUGUAAUUUAA